Drosophila arizonae is the source of this 964-nucleotide messenger RNA. RefSeq lists its product as uncharacterized. NCBI's taxonomy places the organism in Eukaryota, Metazoa, Arthropoda, Insecta, Diptera, Drosophilidae. The record is from RefSeq and is a predicted model, not a curated record.
UUGAUUCAGCGUUGCCAGAAGCUUAUGUGAAACCACGCGAAAUUUCACAAAACAAGUAAACAUGCCACUGGAGCCCCAGCGGUAUAAAUACUAUAAAACGCAGUUGGGCGAUUCUUUGCAGAGCGCCACAGCUCUUAUUCGUCAUUAUUACACCACAUUGUGCUCUCAAACAUCACAGCUAAUUGUCCAAGCAGAUCGCAUUUGGGAACUGAGUCAACGGCACCGUUUGCUUGCUGGCAUAAAGGAAGCUGCUGCCGCCACCCUACUCUCAGCUUGUCAUGACGCAUACCAACCCAUAUACCACUGCAUAAAGCAACUACAGGAAGCAGUGUUUGCGCUCUCUAUUCAUGUGACAGACUUCGAACGUGAAUACCAAGCUCUGCAAUCUGAGCUCAACCAAGCGGACGAGCUGCGUUGCUGUUCACUAGCCAAAUGGAACGCUUGGUUAACACAAACAUUGAGGGUAUUACAAACGCAGGUCAAGUUCUUGGAGUUGGAUUCACGUGCACUACUGCCUGGGCUCAUCGAUACCACAACAGUCAAACAGUUUAAACGCGAUCUUGAGGUGACUGCACACUACAAAGCCAGCAUUUGUUUGGGCUUGGCCGAAGCCGAUCGACGUUCUGAGCUUUUGCCUCCGAUUAAUGGAAGGACCAGCACCACACAAUUUAUUUAAACAAAAUAAACGUCUAAUCUAAUAUCAUACAAUCUAUCGUCUUCAACAAAUCAAUUUCUAUGCCGAUUCGCGCGGUAGUUUCCUGCUCCUUGUCGCGGAUCGAUGAUGGUCACAAGAUCACAAAACAAAAACAAAAAAAUAUAAGCAUUGGAUUCUUUUUUUAAGCACUGCAAUACUUGAAAUUUAUUCAAAACAUUUGUAAUUUGGUGUUGUGUGAUUCUGUCUGUAUGUUGUUUAUGGUUUCCAUAUCAUAAUUUUUUUCUCAUAAUAAUUUCCUCCAAGAAAUUG